This is a messenger RNA of Nothobranchius furzeri (turquoise killifish), 1636 nucleotides long. RefSeq names its product egl-9 family hypoxia-inducible factor 3 (gene egln3). Gene Ontology annotation, biological process: cellular response to hypoxia; peptidyl-proline hydroxylation to 4-hydroxy-L-proline. The record is from RefSeq and is a predicted model, not a curated record. Lineage: Eukaryota; Metazoa; Chordata; Actinopteri; Cyprinodontiformes; Nothobranchiidae. Gene Ontology annotation, molecular function: L-ascorbic acid binding; peptidyl-proline 4-dioxygenase activity; ferrous iron binding. Gene Ontology annotation, cellular component: nucleus; cytoplasm.
UGGACAGCUUAUGAACCCAAACACCAGCACGUCCGCUCAACUGUUCCGCAGAGAGCGGGCACGUCUUGGUCUGAGUCCUGUCGUUCCGGCUGAGCUUUAGCGGUCACCAUGCCUUUUAUCGAGCAUAUGUCCAACGCGGACCUGGAGCGGCUGGCGCUGGACCGGGUCGUGCCGGCCCUGCUGACCCACGGCUUCUGCUACGUGGACGGACUCCUCGGGGAGCCGGCCGGGAGCGCGGUGCUGGACCAGGUGAAGGAGAUGCACCGUUCCGGAGAGUUGCAGGACGGCCGUCUGGCCGGCACCGUCCCGGGCAUCAACAGGAAGAGCAUCCGCGGGGAUAAGAUCGCGUGGGUGAGCGGCACCGAGCGGGGAUGCGAGGCGAUCAGCUUCCUGCUCGCCCUGGUGGAUCGGCUCAUCUCCGUGUGCGCCAGCCGCCUGGGUAAUAAAGCCAUCCGAGAGAGGUCCCAGGCCAUGGUGGCGUGUUACCCAGGAAACGGAGCAGGUUACGUCAAACACGUGGACAACCCGAACUGUGACGGACGCUGCCUCACCUGCAUCUACUACCUCAACAAGAACUGGGACCCCAAGGAGCAUGGAGGAGUCCUGAGGAUAUUCCCAGAGGGGAAACCGUACAUGGCUGACAUAAAGCCGUUGUUCGACAGACUUCUGAUCUUCUGGUCUGAUCGGAGGAACCCACACGAGGUGCAGCCGUCUUAUGCCACCAGGUACGCAGUCACUGUUUGGUAUUUCGACUCUAAGGAGCGAGCUGAGGCCAAGAAGCGCUUCAGAGGCCUGACAGCUUCUGGUGAGGAGCAGAGCAGCAACUCCAGCUGAUGGGGAUACACGCUGCCACCUAGUGGAGGCUUUACCUCAUCCCCCUAAACCUCCAAACGGCUGGAACGAAGAGUUGGAGCUGAACAGAUUUUUUUUACGUCUUGGACUCAGUUGGAGUUAUCUGGAUUUUUUACUCUUCCACUUUAUAAACUCUGUUUUUCCAACUUGUCCAACUCAGUGUCCCAAUACUGAAGAGAGAAACCUUCAUGAAGUGCUGCUUUCACCCGAGAAACCACAAUUUUUGUCUUGCUCCGACUUCCUCCACUUCUCACUGAUGUUUGUGCAAUAAUCUGUCAAGUUUCUACAAGUUUCUGAUGAAGAGGGAGAGUUGGCAGAAAACUCAGGCCUGCACAGAGACUUCUCAAACCUGUGUGAUAAAUGCUAUUUACUGGAUGUUUUCCCACAGAUAUUUAAGGUGGAAUGUGGUGUUGCUGCAUCUUAAAGAUGGGGAGCACAAGGAUACAGAUCAACUGUGUUGGAAAUGUUUUUAACUGAAGCUCAGAAGUGAUGAAAGCUAUUGUAAAUAAAUGACUGAUGCUGGUUUUGGGACCUUGAACAAGGUUUUCUAAAAAUCUGCUUAGAAAAUAACUUUUGUAAAUAUUUAAACAAACGAGUAAAGUUCUAACCAGAUGUUUUAAAAGUUUAAACACUUCUUGAAUAAAGACUUAUGAAGUGAAAGUAAGAACACUUUCUUUGUGAUGAAAAAGAUACGUCAAAUUAAUAACUAUCAAUCUGGUGUACUUUGAGAAAACAGUGUCAUGCUGGUAAGAAUGUAUAAUAAAGUUUUCAUGGUAUUUUAAUA